AUGCAGACUGUACGGGAGGCCGAUGGCUCCGUUGUCAAAGAAAACGCCGACAAGACAACUCUGGAUCAUAUCAUAAUUCAAGGUACGCUCAAGUCAGGUGCAGUACUUUCAGCCGCUAUUCGAGGCGGAGCGCCAUUUAAAAGAACACCCGGGCUUGUAUGGAACAUCUAUGACGAACAGGGAGAGAUCAGAAUCACAGGUCCCAGUGCCUUUAUUGGGAGUGUUGGUACAACCAGCUUUGGGCUUCACAACUUCCACACCGACAAUGUGGAAGACAUUGAGCUCAAAGAAGGAACUUUUGCCAAGAUGGGCCCGAUCAAUAGGAAUAUCGCUCGUGUCUGUGAGGCAAUUGCUGAAGGUGGCCAUGGUGUUAGGUGUGAUUUUGAAGAUGCUGUGAAAAGGCAUGAGUUCAUUCGGGAAAUUCAUGACCAAAAUUUGGAGCGAGUGUCUGUGUAA
Molecule: messenger RNA, 456 nt
Organism: Penicillium robsamsonii
Lineage: Eukaryota; Fungi; Ascomycota; Eurotiomycetes; Eurotiales; Aspergillaceae
Product: NAD-binding Rossmann fold oxidoreductase family protein
Exons: 3
Coding region: 1-456 (151 amino acids)
Source: RefSeq, a predicted model, not a curated record